Molecule: messenger RNA, 1131 nt
Organism: Brassica napus (rape)
Lineage: Eukaryota; Viridiplantae; Streptophyta; Magnoliopsida; Brassicales; Brassicaceae
Product: glycosyltransferase BC10
Exons: 10
Coding region: 1-1131 (376 amino acids)
Cellular component (GO): membrane
Molecular function (GO): glycosyltransferase activity
Source: RefSeq, a predicted model, not a curated record
AUGACGAGGAAGUCGCAGCUGCAUCCAGUGUCACGUCACGGCGUCGUAUGGCUCCCAUGGAAGCUCGUUAUCUUUUUAUACGUCGCGCUAUCUCUUCUUUCCCUCCUCUCUAUCCACCUUCAGUACUAUUCCGUGACAAUGUUGGAGCCGCUCUCCGUCGCGGGGUCUCAUAUACCGCCUCGUAAAUACCCCCGCGACUGUCCGAAGGUCGCCUUCCUUUUCUUAACUCGGCGUGAUCUCCCGCUUGACUUUAUGUGGGACAGAUUCUUCAAGGGGGCUGAUCAGGCGAACUUCUCUGUCUAUAUACAUUCACAACCUGGUUUCGUGUUCAAUGAAGAGACCACGAGAUCACAUUAUUUCUAUAACCGCCAGCUAAACAAUAGCAUCAACGUUAUAUGGGGAGAAUACAGCAUGAUCGAAGCAGAGAGAUUGUUGCUUUCAACUGCUAUAGAUGAUCACUCAAACCAGAGAUUUGUUCUUCUCUCUGACAGUUGUGCUCCGUUAUAUGACUUUGGUUAUAUAUACAAAUAUCUCAUCUCUUCACCGAGGAGUUUUGUGGAUAGUUUUAUCAAUACUAAAGAGAGACGGUACAGUAUGAAUAUGUCUUCAGUCAUACCUGAAGAGAAAUGGCGAAAAGGGUCACAAUGGAUAUCUGUGAUCAGAAGUCAUGCAGAGCUCAUAGUUAAUGAUGGUAUUGUAUUCUCAGCUUUUGAGAAAUUUUGCAAGAAAGCUCCACCUUUUGGUUCACAAGAGGCACAGCUGUUUUUUAGACAGAACCUGCGCAAUUGCAUCCCCGAUGAACACUAUAUCCAAACAUUGCUUACGAUGCGUGGACUAGAGAGUGAAAUGGAACCAAGAACACUGACGUACACUGUAUGGAACGUCUCGGGUACAAAACAUGGAGCCAAGUCUUGGCAUCCCGUCACUUUCACAUUUGAAAACUCCGGCCCUGAGGAUAUACAAGAAAUAAAGAGUAUAAACCAUGUCAAUUACGAGUCUGAAUCACGAACAGAAUGGUGUACAGCCGACUCAAAACCUGUCCCGUGCUUUCUCUUUGCAAGAAAAUUCACCAAAGAAGCAGCUAUGCACCUUGUGAGUGAAGUACUAAUAGGAUCAUCAAAGAAAACGUAG